Messenger RNA from Prunus armeniaca (apricot), 840 nucleotides. Lineage: Eukaryota; Viridiplantae; Streptophyta; Magnoliopsida; Rosales; Rosaceae. The record is from the annotation of a GenBank genome assembly.
AUGCAAGGAUAUAAGUGCUCUAUUGUGAAUGAUCCACGAAAGGCGCAUCUGUUUAAUGUGCCAUUUAGUUCAUGGAUGCUAGAGUACACUCUAUAUGUACGUAACUCUCACAACCGUACAAACCUACGCCAAUUUUUGAAGGAAUAUUCUGAAAAAAUUGCAGCAAAGUAUCCUUACUGGAACAGAACUGGUGGAGCAGAUCAUUUUCUUGUUGCUUGCCAUGACUGGGGAUGUGUCUCUUCGGAAACAUAUGUUCGUUCUGCGAGAAAUCCUCUUAGAGAUCUUGGAGGCAAACCCCCUUCUCAGAGGCAGAUUCUUGCCUUUUAUGCUGGAAAUGUGCAUGGCUAUUUACGUCCAAUUCUGAUAGAGCACUGGAAGGACAAAGACCCUGAUAUGAAGAUCUUUGGUCCAAUGCCUCCUGGUGUUGCAAUCAAAAUGAACUACAUCCAGCAUACGAAGAGAAGCAAAUACUGUAUUUGCCCCAAGAGUUACGAGGGCAACAGCCGACGAGCUCCAUAUGAAACAAGGCACCAUAUGGAACGUUGCAUCAAAGCCCUCUGCAAUGAUGAUGUAACUGGCGGCUUUAAAAUAGGAAGGGAUGUGUCUCUUCGGGAAACAUAUGUUCGUUCUGCGAGAAAUCCUCUUAGACAUCUUGGAGGCAAACCCCCUUCUCAGAGGCAGAUUCUUUCCUUUUAUGCUGGAAAUGUGCAUGGCUAUUUACGUCCAAUUCUGAUAGAGCACUGGAAGGACAAAGACCCUGAUAUGAAGAUCUUUGGUCCAAUGCCUCCUGGUGUUGCCAUCAAAAUGAACUACAUCCAGCAUAUGAAGAGAAGCAAAUAG